CUGAAGAAAUUACCACCAAGAUGUCUAGGAAAGGUGAAAAGGGAGAAAAGAGUGAAGAAAAACAGCCUUUGCUAGAUCCCCUUUCAGAUGAAGAGCUGGAUAUUGAAGUCAUGCCUCCAACUACAAGUUUGCAUGAUAACUCCAUGACUGUGAACCAAAGACCAGAACCCACUGAAUAUGACAGCUCUUACAGCUGCCUCCCGAUGCUGCAUGAGAAACCCUGUGUUUAUGUAUGGAGCUACUGGGAAGACUACACCUGGAGACUUUAUAAUUCCAACUGGAUUGUCAAAAUAGCAGAGCGUUUGGAACAUGGACUAGAAGAUGUAGAGAAACUCUUGAGGAGACCAAAAUCAAAAGCAGAUGAGAGGCUUCAACAGGUUUUGGAGGAGUUUGUUGCGGGAUGCAGGCAGUAUUCUCUUAAUGUGGACAAAAAACCAAUGACUCGUCCAAAUAACCUUGAUCGAUGUCGGAUGAAAUCUCUCCCACAAAACAUUAUAUUCUAUGCAAAACAAGGACUCCGCAUAAGAAGACGACUGACUCGGAUCAAUGUCAAGGAGAAAGUAAAUGAGGCAAAGAUAAUCCUGUCAAAGCUCCGCUUCCUGGCUAAAGAGCCCCAGUGUACUAUCCCUGAUGUCCUGAUCUGGAUGUUUAGCAACAACAAGCGUGUAGCCUAUUCAAGGGUCCCUGCCCAGAAUAUCCUUUACGCGGUGGUGGAAGAAGAGAAAGGCAAAGACUGUGCAAAGAUCCAAACUGUCUUUCUAAAGGUUCCAGGGUCACGCAGUGAAGAGAUCUUCGCAAAACUGGAAAUCUAUAUGUGGCUUGGGAUAACUAAAUAUGUGAAGAACUGUACUGCAGAACUUCCAGAAGAGUUCAAACCCAUCUGUGAUAAGACACAGAAACUUGCAAGCAUUCCAACAUAUUUCCCACCCAUUCAACUCAACAGAGAUGACUUCAGUUACUUUCAGCUUCGAGCCCAUUUGUAUCAGGCAAGAGGUAUUCUUCCUGCUGAUGAAAAUGGCCUUUCAGAUCCAUUUGCAAGAGUGGUAUUUUCAACACAGUGCCAGUCUACAAUGGUACUGGAAGAGACACUCAGCCCAAUGUGGAACGAAUUACUUCUGUAUGACCAGCUUGUAAUUGAUGGAAAGAAAGAGGACUUGAAGACAGAGACUCCAAUUGCUAUUGUCAAUAUUUUUGACUACAAUAAAUUUGGCUCAGCAGAGUUCCUUGGUCGAGCCUUUGUUACCCCACAGGUGAAGCUGGUAGAUGAGCCUUACAGCAAACCUUCUCUCCAAUUUUUUGACAUUUAUAAGGGACAUAAAUCAGCUGGGGAAUUAAUUGCUGUAUUUGAGCUGAUUGAACUGGAUUAUAGUGGUUACUUAGAGCCAUCAGUGCCUAAUGAUGUAGACCCCAAAGAGCCAGACUAUUUGGGGGAUCCUCGUUCUGCACGAUUCAUUAUUCCUGAGGGAAUCCGCCCAGUCCUUAAAGAAUUUCGCAUAGAGAUCUUGUUUUGGGGCCUGAGAGAUCUGAAACGUGUGAACCUAUUUGAGGUUGACCAGCCACAGGUGAUAAUUGAAUGUGCUGGAAAGAAAGUGGAAUCAGAAGUGAUCAUAGUUUACAAAAAGAACCCAAAUUUCAAUGAACUCGUUAAAUUUGUUAAUGUGGAGCUUCCAGAACAGGUAUAUUUACAUCCACCUCUCAGUAUCUUUGUGGUGGAGAAGAGAGCCUUUGGACGCUCUGUCCUGGUGGGAACUCACAUAGUUUCUCAUAUUAUGAAAUUUGCUCCUAAAGAAGUAGAUGAGCUGGAAGAGGAAACAGAUAGCCCACCAAAGAGAAGGAAAGCUUCAGUUAAACCAAAUGUCUCCCAAAAGGUGAUGAACAUUGGUGCAGCUGCUGGGCAGACCGUAAUAAAUAUUGGUGCAGCUGCUGGGCAGACCGUAAUAAAUAUUGGUGCAGCUGCUGGAGACUUAGGAAGCAAAGCUAAUCCCCUCAAGCUUGUCAAGGCACCACUGAAAAAAAUACCUAUUGAUAAAUUGGUACCAAAAGAGGAAGAAUUUGAGGAGGAAAAGCCUGAGAAGGAAGAACUGGAUUGGUGGUCUAAGUACUAUGAAUCAUUAAAAGAAUUAAAUAACCAGGCCCUUAGUGAUGAAGAAGAGGAUGAUGCAAAUGACCCGGUAUCUUCUUUAGAUGGAGGGAAUCUGAAUGCUGCUUCUCUUGAUGAGGAUGUAGAAGAUGAAAUAGCUGUUGAAGCUGAGCCAGUUCGUCCGAAAAGGAAACUUAUAGCAACAUUAAAAAUCUAUAGUUCAGAACUAGAGAAUGAGUUUGACAAUUUUGAGGACUGGUUAUGUAUUUUCCCACUUCACCGUGGAAAAGCUAAUGAAGAUGAAGAUGGGAAUGAGGAAGAAAAAUUUGUGGGGAAAUACAAGGGUUCAUUCUAUGUUUAUCGAGCUGAAGAGGCAGGUGCAGAACACAAGAUCUCCCAAGGCAUCCCCAGAAAUAGACCCAUCAAGGUCCUUGUCAGAAUUUAUAUUGUCAAAGCAACUAACUUGACACCAGCAGAUCCCAAUGGCAAGGCAGAUCCCUAUCUUGUGGUUAAAAUUGGCCAACAACAAAAAGACACCAAGGAUCGAUAUAUCCCAAAACAGCUCAAUCCAGUUUUUGGAGAAGUACUGGAGCUUACAAUAUCCUUUCCUAUAGAAUCAGAACUCACUAUAGCAAUAUUUGACCAUGAUUUGGUUGGAUCUGAUGAUUUAAUUGGGGAGACCAAAAUUGACUUGGAGAACCGAUUCUACAGCAAUCACAGAGCCAACUGUGGAGUGGCCUCACAAUAUGACACGGAGGGCUACAAUAUGUGGCGAGAUGCUUUCAAACCCACACAUAUCUUGGAGAGUUUAUGCAAGAAGAAUGCGCUCCCCUCAGCUGAAUACAGGGCAGAGGAAGUCAAAGUAAAUAACAAGAUUUUCAAAAUUCCUCCUGAAGCUUUUCCUGAAGAAGCCUUGGUAAAGGACAACAAAGAAAAUGAUGAUGAAACCUGGUUUGCCUAUGAUGAGCACAAGGCUUUGUAUGUUCUUCAACACUGGGAUGAGAUGCCUGAGUAUGGAUGCCAAUUAGUACCAGAACAUGUGGAAGUUCGAUCUAUUUACAACCCAGAUAACCCUGGUAUUCUGCAGGGUUCUCUCCACAUGUGGAUUGACAUGUUUCCAAAUGAUGUCCCUGCACCGCCACCUGUCAACAUCAAACCACGACUUCCAAUCAGUUAUGAACUACGUGUUAUUAUCUGGAAUACAGAUGAUGUAAUUCUGGAUGAUGUCAAUCCAAUAACAGGAGAAAUCUCCAGUGACAUAUAUGUAAAAAGCUGGAUCAAAGGACUGGAGAAAGACAAGCAAGAAACAGAUGUUCAUUUUAAUUCUUUGACUGGGGAAGGCAACUUCAACUGGCGGUUUGUGUUCCACUUUGACUACCUUCCAACUGAGAAAGAGAUAACUUACAAAAAGAAGGAUUCUAUUUUUUCUUUGGAGGAGUCAGAAUUCCGUGAGCCGGCUGUCCUAGUCCUUCAAGUCUGGGACUAUGACAGGAUUUCAGCAAAUGAUUUUCUAGGGGCCAUUGAGUUAAAGCUGAAUGAUAUGGUGCGAGCUGCCAAGAGUUCAGAGCAGUGCACUAUCAAGAUGGCCAAGGAAAAGGCCAUGCCGCGGUUUUCUAUCUUUCGAAACAAACGAAUGAAAGGGUGGUGGCCCUUCAUUAAAUUGAAAGGUCAGGAAGACAUUGAAAGGGAGGAGAGGGAGGCUAAGCAGAAGAAAAAGAAGAAGAAGAAGAAGAAAUGGAGGAGAUCAAUUAAGCCAGAAGAUGUUGAGUUUUCAGAUCCUAGUGGGAACAUCUUCAUCUUAACAGGAAAAGUAGAAGCUGAAUUUCAGUUAUUGACUAUAGAGGAAGCUGAGAAAAACCCAGUUGGUCUGGGGAGAAAAGAGCCAGAACCCUUGGAAAAACCCAAUCGUCCCAAAACAUCCUUCAACUGGUUUGUGAACCCCAUGAAAACAUUCGUCUUCUUCAUUUGGAAACGGUACAAGAAGUACAUCAUUGCUUUGUUGAUUAUUGCAAUUGUGACCAUAUUCUUGGUUCUUAUUCUCUACACAAUGCCUGGAUACAUCAGUGAGAAGAUAAUAAAUGGCUAAACAAGCACACUUCUUCCCCAGCAAGUUGGGAUUUAAUAAAGGAAGAUAACAAUGACUUCUGUAUCAAAGAUCUUAGAGAACAUAAAACAUAGCUGCCUAACUGCAUACAGCAUUUUGAAAAUGUGUCUGCCACUGAAAAGAAGAUACUGUCUCUAUCUGAGUAUUCAGACUGCCAACUCACAUAUACAGUUGGUGAUAACAAUCUCUGAAAUAAGUUUUUUACCUGUCAAUAACUCUGAAGAUAAAAUUCCAAUGAAAAACAGACUCUGUGACCUUUAUGGAUAAAAUAAACAACUGCAUCUUAAACAGAAAGCAGGGGAGGUGUAAAAGCACUAAAAAGUAGUCAUACAAAAGGAGAUUGUUUUAUGCUUGUGCUGUCUGUGUUCCCAGAUCACAAGUCUGUGGGAAAAUGAAUUUCAAAUAGUCAAAAUACAUGCUAUGGAAAAAAUCCUAAUAUUAUAGUGUAAGAUGAGGUGAUAAGGCAGUAGUGGGAUGAAUU
Messenger RNA from Candoia aspera, 4665 nucleotides. Its product is annotated as fer-1-like protein 4. The record is from RefSeq and is a predicted model, not a curated record. Gene Ontology annotation, cellular component: membrane. The transcript is spliced from 29 exons. Bases 21 to 4166 code for a protein of 1381 amino acids. Lineage: Eukaryota; Metazoa; Chordata; Lepidosauria; Squamata; Candoiidae. Gene Ontology annotation, biological process: plasma membrane organization.